Molecule: messenger RNA, 810 nt
Organism: Parasteatoda tepidariorum (common house spider)
Lineage: Eukaryota; Metazoa; Arthropoda; Arachnida; Araneae; Theridiidae
Product: calcium-binding protein E63-1
Cellular component (GO): myosin II complex
Molecular function (GO): calcium ion binding
Source: RefSeq, a predicted model, not a curated record
UUUGUUGAAGACACAUACUAAAAUAGAAUCCCCUCAACCACCACCAACACACACAUAAAACGAAGAAGACUGACUGCUGCCGGACGACAAAAUGGAUGGUUCGAAGAAAUCCAGUUUAUCGGAAUCCCAGGUAAGAGAGAUGAAGACUGCUUUCGCGAUGCUUGAUAAAAAUCAAGAUGGCCGGGUCAAUCUGAAUGAUAUAAAGCACAUGUUGGAAAAUCUAGGGAUCAAGGUGGCCGACACAGUCCUACAAUCACUCAUCAGAGAAGUAAGCAAAAAUGAUUCAGUGAGUGAAGAAGAUUUCCUUUCAUGGAUGGCCAGUGUCACUCAGAAAGGACAAGAAGACGAUCUCAUGGAAGAUUUGAUGGCAGCUUUCAGAGUGUUCGAUAAGGACGGGAAUGGAUUCAUUACACGGGAUGAGCUGAAGAUGGCGAUGGAAAUAAUAGGAGAGACAAUGACAGAAAGUCAACUGGAUGAAAUGCUUCAUGCAACGGAUAUCGAUCAAGAUGGAAGAAUCAAUUACGAAGAAUUCGUUAAAAUUUUGCUAUGACUCGGAAAAUUGUGCAAGACGAACGAAGAACAAUGCCGGAAGACAACAAAAGUUUUCAAAAACAAUUUACAAAGUUUGAUUGAAAUUUGCUGCACUUAAAAAUCGAUGCACAGAAAAUUUAAACUAACAGGCCAGACGUGUCCUGCCUCAGUUUAAUCUUUGAGAUAGGAAAAUCUAUGAUUAUCUGCAAAAAUAAAAGAGGAAGAAAAAGUUCACAGAAAAAGAGUUGUUUGAAAAAUAAAUAUGAUUGUUUUUAAAAA